CACUGGCAAGAUGGUGAAGGAGACCACAUAUUAUGAUGUGCUUGGGGUCAAGCCUAAUGCCUCCCAAGAGGAACUGAAGAAAGCCUAUAGGAAGCUGGCGCUGAAAUACCAUCCUGACAAGAAUCCUAAUGAGGGUGAAAAGGCAAGUCAGAUCUCUCAAGCUUAUGAAGUACUUUCUGACACCAAGAAAAGAGAAUUGUAUGAUAAAGGUGGUGAGCAAGCUAUAAAGGAGGGCGGUAGCGGAGGUGGCUUUGGAUCACCUAUGGAUAUCUUUGACAUGUUUUUUGGAGGAGGUGGAAGAAUGCAAAGGGAGAGGAGAGGUAAAAAUGUUGUUCAUCAGUUGUCAGUAACAUUAGAAGACCUGUACAACGGAGCGACACGAAAGCUUGCUCUACAGAAGAAUGUGAUUUGUGACAAAUGUGAAGGCCGAGGCGGUAAGAAGGGUGCCGUGGAAUGCUGCCUUAAUUGCAGGGGGACAGGCAUGCAAAUAAGAAUUCACCAGAUAGGACCUGGAAUGGUCCAGCAAAUUCAGUCGGUGUGCAUGGAAUGUCAGGGUCAUGGAGAGCGCAUCAGUCCCAAGGAUCGGUGCAAAAGCUGCAAUGGAAGGAAGAUUGUUAGAGAGAAGAAAAUCCUGGAAGUUCAUAUUGAUAAAGGAAUGAAAGAUGGUCAAAAGAUAACUUUUCACGGUGAAGGGGACCAAGAACCAGGGCUGGAACCUGGAGACAUCAUCAUUGUCUUGGAUCAAAAAGACCAUUCUUUGUUUACGAGGCGGGGUGAAGACCUGGUCAUGAGCAUGGAUAUUCAGUUGGUUGAGGCACUCUGUGGGUUCCAGAAACCGAUUGCAAUGCUGGAUAAUCGAACCAUAAUCAUUACUUCUCACCCUGGUCAGAUUGUCAAGCAUGGCGAUAUUAAGUGUGUGCUGAAUGAGGGCAUGCCUAUCUAUCGCAGACCGUAUGAAAAGGGCCGUCUGAUCAUUGAGUUCAAGGUAAUCUUUCCGGAUAGUGGCUUCCUUUCUUCAGAUAAGCUGUGCCUGUUGGAAAAGCUGCUGCCUCCAAGGGAAAACGUGGAAGAGACUGAAGACAUGGACCAGGUAGAGUUGGUGGACUUUGACCCAUCUCAGGAAAGGAGGCACCAUUACAAUGGAGAAGCUUACGAAGACGAUGAGCACCAUCCUAGAGGUGGCGUCCAGUGCCAGACAAGUUAGGAAGGCCCCCGCGAGCCCCCUCGUGCUCUGUCUC
Molecule: messenger RNA, 1238 nt
Organism: Euleptes europaea (tarantolino)
Lineage: Eukaryota; Metazoa; Chordata; Lepidosauria; Squamata; Sphaerodactylidae
Gene: DNAJA1
Product: DnaJ heat shock protein family (Hsp40) member A1
Exons: 8
Coding region: 11-1204 (397 amino acids)
Biological process (GO): response to heat; protein refolding
Cellular component (GO): cytosol; cytoplasm
Molecular function (GO): Hsp70 protein binding; ATP binding
Source: RefSeq, a predicted model, not a curated record